Mesitornis unicolor (brown roatelo) is the source of this 516-nucleotide messenger RNA. RefSeq names its product TBC1 domain family member 20-like. Gene Ontology annotation, cellular component: endoplasmic reticulum membrane. The record is from RefSeq and is a predicted model, not a curated record. The annotation marks the transcript as partial. Gene Ontology annotation, biological process: positive regulation of GTPase activity; endoplasmic reticulum to Golgi vesicle-mediated transport. Gene Ontology annotation, molecular function: GTPase activator activity. The transcript is spliced from 2 exons. Lineage: Eukaryota; Metazoa; Chordata; Aves; Mesitornithiformes; Mesitornithidae.
AUCGUGCUGCACCGCAAGCAGGAAGUCCUGGACUGCGAGUGUGACAUGGCCUCUGUGCACCACCUCCUGUCCCAGAUCCCGCAGGACCUUCCUUACGAGACUCUGAUCAGCAGAGCUGGUGACCUUUUUGUCCAGUUCCCCCCAUCCGAACUGGCCAGGGAGGCAGCUCAGCAGCAGGCUGAACGAACCGCGGCUUCCACUUUCAAGGACUUUGAGUUGGCGUCGGUGCAGCAGAGACCGGACACUGUGCUGAGGCAGCGCUUCAGGGAGCGGCACCGAGGGGAGGAGCGGACAAAAUCCGUCUUGACAAAGCCAAGGACCAACCGCUUUGUCAAGCUGGCGGUGAUGGGGCUGACGGUGGCGCUGGGGGCGGCCGCCCUGGCCGUGGUGAAGAGCGCGAACUGCAGAUUUUCCCCUGAAGCCGGAGCCUCCCCUUGGCGCCUGGUGUCAGAUGAAAGGACCUGUCCGCAAACAACCCGGCUGAAGAGCAUUUGUUAUCCUUGCUGCGUCCUCUGA